AUUAGAUUUUGCUGCUUGUGGGGUUCCAGCUGAAAUGGCUGCACAUAAAAUUGCACACGCUACCUUGAAAGGACCCAAUGUGGUUAAGGAGAUCUGCAUAGGCCUUGCACUGGGUCUCUUUGCUGGAAGCCUGUGGAAGAUGCAUCACUGGAACGAGCAGAGGAAGACAAGAACAUUCUAUGACAUGCUAGAGAAGGGUGAAAUCAGUGUUGUCGUUGAAGAGUAGCUGCUUCAGUUGUGCUGUGUGCGGUGAUUCUUGCUUUGGUAUCUUGUACAAUCUAAUAACAUGGUUGUUUGAGUUAGCUUGCACUGUUAUCAGUUCAUGUUAAUGAGCUCAGUUACUGAGAGUUGGCAACACUAUUCAUGUCUUCUUUGAUACAAAACACUAUUCAUGCCUUUCAGAAGAUAUCUUAUGUAGUUGUGUGUUAUUAUACCUAUACUUUGGAAUCAGGUGUAACAUCUUAUUUUGGGUAAGAAAAUGGGAUGAACUUGCAGCCACAGUCCCCACACUUUAUUUUGAUAUUCAA
This is a messenger RNA of Phoenix dactylifera (date palm), 527 nucleotides long. Lineage: Eukaryota; Viridiplantae; Streptophyta; Magnoliopsida; Arecales; Arecaceae. The record is from RefSeq and is a predicted model, not a curated record.